Aspergillus vadensis CBS 113365 is the source of this 1421-nucleotide messenger RNA. RefSeq lists its product as uncharacterized. Lineage: Eukaryota; Fungi; Ascomycota; Eurotiomycetes; Eurotiales; Aspergillaceae. The transcript has 2 exons. Bases 308 to 1255 code for a protein of 315 amino acids. The record is from RefSeq and is a predicted model, not a curated record.
AAUCGCCAGGACACUAAGUCGUUAGAGGAAUUGGCUUAGUGUCUCAUCCCGCUCAUCCCUGGAUUCCGGCGAGUCAGAGUGUGCGACCGACAUUGACUGUCGCUGCUGCGGACCUGAUCCGUGGAAGUUUUUAAUUUAACCAGAAACAUUAAUACCAAAAGAAAAAAAAAAGAAGGAGAAAAAAAAUUCAGGAGAGGAAGAGAAAGGAAAAAAGAAUUAAAAAAAUAACGAAACAAAAAAUAAGAGAAGAAAGCUUGUGGCCUGGCUCAACCAUUGAUUGACCUUCCUCUUGCUCUUAUCGACCGACAUGGACCCCAACGUUCCCGGAUUCCCUUCUGCGAUGCAGCAGACCGCGGGUUUUCCUGUCACUCCCCAAAAUCCACAGCAGUUCCCCUACUAUCCGAAUGCCAUUCCCCCGUUUCCCCAAUCCAAAGCUGUCUCUCAUCCUCCACAGCAGCAACACCAGCAUACUCCUUUCGGUGCCGUGCCCAUGCAGGCCGGUCCUAGUGGAGCAAUGAUGCCGUCCGGGUUCCCCCAGCAGUCAUCCGGACCCCACGCCAACUUCUCUGCACCAUUUGCCCAGCCACCUGUGCCAGCAACGUCUAUGAGCCAGUAUCUCCCUCCCCAGGCGACUGCGACAUCGACUCUUCCCGCAACUUCAGCGCAAUCCUUUCCGCCCAAUAUGGCAUCGGUACCGGCGACUAACAUGAUGCCUGCGCAACAGCAACAGCAACGAGCAGCGCCCCAGCAGAACCCAUUGUCAAGCUCCGCCCAACCUGCUCCUCAGUCACCUGCGACGACUGCGCGCGAGAAGGCUCGCGUGUCUACGCUGCUGGACAUAAACUCGAUGUUGCUGCAGGAAGUUAUGAACCUUCAGGCAGCUGGCAAGGCUGGUGCGCCUUCGCAAGGAGCGUCAGAGUCGAACCCGUCGCCUGGUUCAGAUCAGACCUCGGAUAAGCCCACCCAGCGGCCAAGCGCAGAAUAUCUCGAAUGUAUGCGUCGGUUACAAGCCAACUUAGGGUACCUUGCAACCAUUGCCGACCGGGCUAAGAAAUCAGGGGGUGUUCCCCCUGCCGCACCGGCGAUCAUGUCACCGCCUCCAAACAUGCCUUCAAUGAAUGAAAUCUACAAUAAACUCAACGAGCUCUUCCCUCGGGCCGCGCAAGGUGGAAUGGGGACACCCCAGCAGAGCCCACAAUCAUUGCAUGGCAAUGGCCGGCCCAGUCCUUCUCCAGCCGUUGAACACGUUGUUUGAAGAGGUCAAAAUGACAACAAAACAUGAUGUGUUGCGCGUAGUGCGAACUCUAUGGGGAGCUGAGCGUACUGGCUCAAGGUAGAGAGCAAUCGACCGUCGCUCCUGCAUCCCGCCUAUACGCCCAUGGUUGCAUGAGGCCCCUGCCCUGACCGGCUUUUCACUCAAG